This is a messenger RNA of Daphnia carinata, 2355 nucleotides long. RefSeq names its product glutamate receptor ionotropic, kainate glr-3-like. Gene Ontology annotation, molecular function: glutamate-gated receptor activity. Gene Ontology annotation, cellular component: membrane. NCBI's taxonomy places the organism in Eukaryota, Metazoa, Arthropoda, Branchiopoda, Diplostraca, Daphniidae. The record is from RefSeq and is a predicted model, not a curated record.
UAGUUACAAAAGCUAGUCCCACAAUCGACCGCCUUCGUCUUGCAGAGCAUGUCGACAAUGGGUUCUAUUGAGGUGUAUGAUAAAUGGCCCUAUACUGCUGAACCGAAGGCUUCGACGUAUGCUUAUAUUCCUCUAUAAAGGCAAAGACGUGUGUUGCGAAACCCUCAUUAGACAGAGGGAUUCGUUGCCAAACGAAUAGGUUCAGUUUCUUCAGACCUUUGCCUCUGAAUUAAGUAUCAGCGAAGAGCUGUAAGAAAAUGCUGUCGUCGUGGAAAAUCAUUGUAAAGAUUUUGAUUACCGUGCAUCGCGCUAUGGGAAUUUUUUGUUUUAGAUUCGCUCUGAUUUAUGAUGAGGGAUUGGACCGACAUCAGCCAAGUAGCAACGUAGAAUCAUGGAUGAGUGCUGCUGUUGGCGAUGCUAACCGUGUUUGCCGUCCAGCAUUAGCUAGCUACAAAACAUUCCAGAUCUCGAAUGAUUCGCAGUUGCCCGGAAUAUUAGAUCAAGUACAGUCAUUGGACGGCAUGGUGGUAUCUGUCAUCGAAUGUCGAAUUGCUGAUAUUAUCGAAGCAGUUUUGUUUUCUUCUAUGCUACCAUUUCUUCGGCUGGACUUUUCGCCGUGCCCUGCAGUAACUAAUGAAUGGGAAACUGAAGGUUUAGAAUUUUAUCAGCUGAAUGACUUUAACAGGGAUACCUGUGGCACUCUUAGUAUCACCCGGUGGUUGGAACAAAAUAUGUGUUUCCCGUUCAUGGACAACAACACAAGACUUUUCCUCAUGGACAAUGUAACGUCUAGUGCAAGUAGAGAACUGCAAGAAUGUGCUGGUUUAGAUGAUCUCCAAUGGAGUAACGUCUCCUAUCCAGUGACGUUCAAUUCCCCAGAUCUACCUGACAACGUGAAAUGGCACCGUUUAUUGAAUGGGAAGCAUUUACGAUUAACGUCACUUGAGCGACCACCUUUUGUGAUUUUUGAGCGCGACUCGUAUGGAUCUGUCAUCGCGUACAAAGGAUAUUGCUACGAAAUCAUUAACGCGUUGCAAGAAGCAUACAACUUUACAUACGAAGUCGUCUUCCCUGUUGACAAAAGCUAUGGAAAAAUAAUGCCAAAUGAAAGUUGGGAUGGAAUGAUUGGAUUGAUUCUUGAGCAAGAUGCCGACAUUGGUUUGGGCCCGUUUUCUGUUACUUAUUCUCGAUAUGAAGUUGUCGACUUCUCCGUAGGGUUUCACGAAGAAACGGCCACUAUAUUGAUCCCGCCACCCGGUGAGGAAAAUCGCUUGCUAGUUUGUGUGAAGCCAUUUGUUUGGGAGGUUUGGCUUCUAUUGAGUGUUUUUGUGGUAAUCCUGCCCGCCAUUGUCUGGGCGCAUUUUAAGUGUUUACAAUUCCCUCAUGGGGAAAAAACAUGCCCAGGCUUAGCGAAACAAUACGUCUUCGUACUUGGAGUACUGAUCGGCCAAUGUAUUUAUUUUAAUUACAGGCAAAGAGCAGAUCUCAUUAUUUUUUCUGUAAAAUUUCUCGCUUUAGCCGGGCAAAAAUUCGCGUCGUUUGGGUUUUCACCUCGUUUGCUAGGAGCCGUUUGGUGUUUAAGCGCUGUCGUGUUUGCAAGUGCAUAUGUUGGAGUUCUUGUUUCAUUUUUGCGUUUUCCAAUAUUAACGCCUAUUAUCAAUAAGCUUGAGGAAUUGCCGGUUUCCCACCUGAAAUGGAUUAUUCCACGAGGAACAGCUCUCGAAUCACUUUUCUCGGAGGCGACAACGGGAGUUUACAAGACUAUUGGGGAUGGAUUGUUAGAUACUCGGGGCAGCCUUAUAGAUUCCGGCCUGGAUGGAAUUCAUCAAGUUACUCAAGGCAGCCAUGCGUAUAUUGAUGAAAAAUCUUAUCUCACUUCUUUCAUUGCUGAAGAUUACGAGCGCUCGGGCAUGUGUCGUCUCAGUUUUGCCUAUGAAGAAUUCUUCAAAGUCAAUUUAGCAUUCCCGUUACCAAAAAAAAGCUCCCUCAAACCUUUGCUGGAUAAAAAGAUUAUGCAGAUGAUGGAAGCGGGUGUUGGAAACUAUUGGAAGAAAAUUUAUUGGCCGUCUUCUGGUGGUAAAUGCGGUCGGAUCAUACAACCCAUUGGCGGACCCAAAGGUCUUGGCCUUUCAGAUUUACAAGGUGCUUUCCUUAUUUUAGCUGUCGGAUGUGGAUUGGCUCUUCUUAUCUGUUUUGCAGAGAGGUAUUCAGUCUCUGCCUUCCUCUGCUAUUUCUGUAGUUCCUUCUGGUGAGCUUGUGAAAUGGAAGUGCAAUCAAGAAAUCGACAGUAACUUGUUCAAAUCUUCGAUGGUUACUGCUUUCGUUAUCUGCUAAAAGUAAAAGGAAAUCGCUAUU